AUGGCCGAUAUACAACAAGUUAAUACUCCAGAGAAACAUGUGGCAAUUGACGAAAGUUUUUCAUUAUACAAAGGAAGACUUGGCUGGAUCCAAUAUAUUCCUCUGAAGAGAGCACGUUUUGGCAUCAAAACAUAUAUGUUAUGUGAGUUCAAAAGCGGCUAUGCAUGGAAUUUUAUUAUUUAUACGGGAAAACAUACAAAUCUCGAGCAAGAGUAUGUUGAUCUUCCAGUUUCAUCGCAGGUAGUUAUGAUGCUGUCUAGGGAUCUGCUAAGUAAGGGCUAUUGUAUUACUAUGGAUAAUUUUUAUAAUUCUCCACAACUAUAUAUAUAUAUAUAUAUAUAUAUAUAUAUAUAUAUAUAUUAUAGCGGAUUUAUUGUUGAGCAAAAUGGAACAUUAAAUUUCUCACGGAAGGAGGUUCCUAGGGAGUUGAAAGAUAAUAAAUUGAAAAAGGGCGAAGUAUUUGGAUUCCAAAGAGGUAAAGUGUCUCUGAUUAAGUGGAAAGAUAAAAAAGGCAUCUCUCUUAUUUCCACUGAUCAUACAAACAAGUGUGUCGAGGUAGAAACACGAAGGGAAAAAAUCAAACCAAAAGUGGUUGUGGACUAUAACGAUACCAUGGGUGGAGUGGACCGAGUGGACCAGCACUUGGCUGACUAUACCUUACCAAGAAAAAGAGGAUUUAGCCCUAUGGAACUCUUUUAUAAUAUAUGUAAAUCGGUCGGAACAAAAUCAGCACUUGUAUACCGAUUGGAGCUUAUAAAGCAAAUAAUGGAAAAAUAUCAUCAAACUGAGUUUACUCCAAGAACAGGACGACCUUCAACCCAGCUCACUCCGCUUCAUCUGACAGGACGACAUUUUCCAGAUCUUAUUCCAGCUACUGAGAAAAAGACAAAUCCAACCAGGCAAUGUGGAAUUUGCAGCAGGGCUCAAGGUGCACGCGGAAAGAAAAUUAGAAGAGAAACCAGAUAUUACUGUGCAGAUUGCGAAACCCCCUUGUGUGUGACUCCAUGCUUUAAGAUUUACCACACAGUUGCAAAUAUUUAG
Messenger RNA from Acanthoscelides obtectus, 1041 nucleotides. Lineage: Eukaryota; Metazoa; Arthropoda; Insecta; Coleoptera; Chrysomelidae. The record is from the annotation of a GenBank genome assembly.